Messenger RNA from Ciona intestinalis (vase tunicate), 555 nucleotides. Lineage: Eukaryota; Metazoa; Chordata; Ascidiacea; Phlebobranchia; Cionidae. The record is from RefSeq and is a predicted model, not a curated record.
AUGAUUUGGCAACAGGAAUGUUUGGUUAUAGUUAUGCUUACUAACACUAUUGAAGCUGGCAAGAGAAAAUGUACAAAGUACUGGCCUGAACAGGGACAAUGCUGCAUGUAUGAUGUAUACAAUGUUGAAACUGUUAAAGAGGUUGAUUGUGGCUCGUAUGUUUUAAGAACAAUACAUAUUGAAGAAACCAAAAAUGAAUAUGCAACGGUAUUAAGGAAGAUUCAGCAAUUCCAAUACAAAGAAUGGUUAGAUGAAAAUGUCCCUGUAACCACCGCACAUUUGAUUCAAAUGCAGAAGCAAGUAAACACAAGUCUUUUCGAUGGAAAACAAUUUCCAAUUGUUGUACAUGGCAGUGCUGGAGCAGGUCGUACUGGGGUGUACAUAGGGUUGGAUAUCUUACUCAAUGAAACAAAGUCAAAGAAUAAAGUUAAUGUGUUCAGGACUGUGCUAAACAUGAGAAGGCAAAGGAUGGAUAUGGUGCAGAACUUGUGCGGAUACGACUUAUCUCAUGAGAGACUUUUCCAUGAAAACAAACCCCCCGUUGAACGAGGUUAA